CCGUCGGCGAGGGUGGUCCAUUUGAACGUAGCAGCGAGACGAGCUCCCAAUUAUCCAGCACCCGGUGGAAUGACAUCAAUGGCUUUUCAUUACAGUCCUCUAGCGCGAAGCGCCGUCAGGCUAACGAACCGAGCCUUCCAUGUGUCUCCUUGCAAGAGUAGAAUGCCCGCAUGUGUCCGAUCGUACAGUUCCUACCCAGGUCCUACCGAGAGCUCAUCGGACCACAAAUCCCGCAAAAAAGUAACUCUGACAACUCUCGAGCGGACAUACCGUCGGCAGGUCCCGAUAACAGUUAUGACCGCCCACGACUACCCUUCUGCCGUAUUUGUGGAUAAAUCCGGGAUUGAUAUGUGCCUUGUUGGAGAUUCAUUAGCGAUGGUUGCAUUGGGAUACGACAACACCAAUCGGAUCACCCUCGAUGAAAUGCUACAUCACUGCCGUGCAGUAGCUCGUGGAAGUAAGCAUCCCUUUCUAGUAGGCGAUCUUCCUUUCGGAUCAUAUGAAGCCUCUCCAUCCCACGCCCUGUCAUCGUCAAUCCGCAUGAUUCGAGAGGGUCACAUGGAAGCCGUUAAACUGGAAGGCGGCGUAGAAAUGGCAGAAACCAUUCACAAAAUUACAUCAGUAGGAAUUCCGGUUCUCGGUCAUGUGGGUCUGACACCACAGCGCGCUGCCGCGCUGGGUGGCUUCAGAGUGCAAGGAAAGACGAUGGAAAAGGCCAAGAAGCUGAUUGAGGAUGCUUUGGCCGUGCAGGAAGCAGGUGCAUUUGCAAUUGUAUUGGAGGCCGUCCCGGAAGUAGUCGCCAAGGAGAUUACCAACAGCCUGAAAGUGCCGACUAUUGGGAUUGGUGCCGGAGCAGGCUGUUCCGGCCAGGUGCUGGUGCAACUUGAUAUGUUGGGAGUUUAUGACAAACUUAUGCCAAAAUUUUGCAAACUGUACGCUGAGGUGGGCAAGGCGACAAUUGCUGGCCUUGAACAGUACGUUCAAGAGGUCAAGAAUGGGUCAUUCCCUGAAUCUGGCACGCACACAUAUCCGAUGGAAAAGGGCGAAGAGGAAAAGUUUUUGAAAUGGAUCAGCGAGGAGAAAAGAGACUGCUUAAAAUAGGGAGUGCGACUACUCUCAUAUAGACGAUUUGUUUAAGAGUAGAUAGAGGGCAGCAGUGGCUAC
Spizellomyces punctatus DAOM BR117 is the source of this 1164-nucleotide messenger RNA. Its product is annotated as 3-methyl-2-oxobutanoate hydroxymethyltransferase. Lineage: Eukaryota; Fungi; Chytridiomycota; Chytridiomycetes; Spizellomycetales; Spizellomycetaceae. Bases 70 to 1101 code for a protein of 343 amino acids. Gene Ontology annotation, biological process: pantothenate biosynthetic process. Gene Ontology annotation, molecular function: 3-methyl-2-oxobutanoate hydroxymethyltransferase activity; magnesium ion binding. Gene Ontology annotation, cellular component: mitochondrion. The record is from RefSeq and is a predicted model, not a curated record. The transcript has 4 exons.